UUCCUUGACUCACAUUUCCAAAUCCGCAAAGUUCAGCACAAACUUCUGGAGAAAGUUUUACAUCUCUGAAGAAUAAAAUGGAUUCUCCGAUCAAUUACGCAAUCGACGACAAGGAUCUAGACGACGCUGCAUUAUGGGCGGUGAUUGAUUCCGCCGCCGCUGCCGCCUCCUCCACCACCGCCGUCACUAAGUACAGCAAACCGCUACCUAACAAUCACUCUCCAAUUAGGCCUUUUCCUAGCUCAAAUCCUUCUCCACAAUCUAGGCUCGGAAAAACCCCUAGAAACUUCCAAAAUCAUCACCAUAACGGAGAGGUACUAAAUCACCGGCCGCAGAAAAUGUCCAGGUCAGAUUCUAACUGCGUUUCGGGACUGAGCAAGACGAGUCCGAAUCCGAUGGCGGUAGUUAAGCAUGUGCAGAGAGAUCCGUCUGUGACGAGUUAUUCGUCGCCGGUGACGAGGUCUCCGGCUCCGGUGAUGGAGUAUGAUCAGAGGUAUAACAGUCCGAUUGUUUCGGAGUGUUCGCCGGUGGCUACAAUGAGUCAUGGACAGCGUGAGGAUAGAGAUGGUGUCAUUAGACAUAGCUUGGCUGGUCCAUUUCCAUCCGUUUCUCUGUUCAAGGAGUAUCAAAAUGCAGCGAUGGCGAUUCUGGAGAAAAGUGACUACACUAUGAUUUCUGGACAUCCCUUCAUAAAAAAAACUGGUUGGAGGAAGAUAUCUUUUUACUUCAAUCUAUCAUAUGAAAUUAAAGACAAGACCAUUGAGUUUGAUGACAACCGUAAUGUCCUGCGUGCUGAAUUUAUAGUUCGGGCGCACAUGCAGGGUGGUAGGUUCUCAGAUGGAUGGGGAUCAUGUGAACGGCGGGAGAAGAAGUUUCUAAAACCAAAUCAUGACAUUCCCAGCACAGCAGAAACCAGAGCCAAAAAUAAAGCAUGCCAGGACUUGCUUGGAAUUGGAGAAUAUCGACCUGGUAUGGACCAGAGUAGUAAUGGGUAAAACAAUCAUACAGUAAGUAUUCCAUUAGGUACUCUAUAUCUAAGUCAUUUGCAGUUCAAUUGACCAAGAGGAGAAUUCACAGCCAAAAUUGAGAUUGGGUUAUAUUAAAAGUUAUGGAAUCAAGUAUAGAAAGAAGUAUGUACAGUACACUCCCAGUGUACUUGUAAUAUCUGUAGUAGUUUACCUAGUAAUUUUGAGCGGAGGAUCUAUUGGAAACAACUCUCUACCCCACUAAGAUAGGGUAAAGUCUGCGUAUUUCCUACUCUCUCAUACCUCGCUUGUCGGUUUGCACCGGAUAUGUUGUUGUUUAUUCUCUCCUUGACAUGAUACCUACUUUCAAUCAUGCUGGCCUGUGUGCAACAAUACACCAGGCAGCAGCAUGGACUUCCAAAUUUUAUAGCUAUACUUUUCCAUGUUUGAUUUAUAUAAAAUGACAUUUUUAUUUGGCAUUA
Messenger RNA from Solanum tuberosum (potato), 1447 nucleotides. RefSeq lists its product as uncharacterized. The transcript has 5 exons. The record is from RefSeq and is a predicted model, not a curated record. Bases 78 to 995 code for a protein of 305 amino acids. Lineage: Eukaryota; Viridiplantae; Streptophyta; Magnoliopsida; Solanales; Solanaceae.